Molecule: messenger RNA, 1516 nt
Organism: Sinocyclocheilus grahami
Lineage: Eukaryota; Metazoa; Chordata; Actinopteri; Cypriniformes; Cyprinidae
Product: transcriptional adapter 2-alpha-like
Exons: 13
Coding region: 1-1158 (385 amino acids)
Biological process (GO): chromatin remodeling; regulation of transcription by RNA polymerase II
Cellular component (GO): SAGA-type complex; nucleus
Molecular function (GO): chromatin binding; protein binding; transcription coactivator activity
Source: RefSeq, a predicted model, not a curated record
AUGCGGGCAAAGACAUCAGAUUUUCCCAUGUUAGAGCCUGGUUGGACUGCGCAGGAGGAGAUGGCUCUGUUAGAGGCCGUCAUGGACUGUGGUUUUGGAAACUGGCAGGACGUGGCUUACCAGAUGCGCACCAAGACCAAAGAGGAGUGUGAAGGGCACUACAUGAAGAACUUCAUCAACAAUCCUCUGUUCUCCUCCACUCUGCUCAGUCUCAGACAGAUGGAAGAUCGCCUGUCCCGGACAGCAGACACAGCCAUUCCCUUUAAGCCCACUGAUGAUCCUCCAAGGCCUUCAUUCGAUUCUCAGCUGUCCAGAGAUAUGGCUGGAUACAUGCCGGCUCGAGCAGACUUCAUGGAGGAGUUUGAUAAUUAUGCUGAAUGGGAUUUGAAAGAUAUCGACUUUGUUGACGAUGACUCUGAUAUUCUUCACGCACUGAAGGUUGCAGUAGUUGACAUAUAUCACACCAGGCUUGAAGAGAGACAGCAGAGAAAGAGGAUCAUUCGAGACCACGGCCUCAUCAACCUACGCAAAUUUCAGAUUCUGGAGAGGCGUUAUCCUAAGGAAGUGCAGGACCUUUAUGAUGUCAUGAGGCAUUUUGCACGUGUGGUGGGUCCCAUAGAGCACGACAAGUUCAUCGAGAGUCACGCCUUGGAGUGUGAGCUGAGGAGGGAGAUCUGCAGACUGCAGGAGUACAGGAGAGAGGGAAUACAGUCCUUCUGCGGUGCUAAAGUGUACGAGAGAGUGAAACGCAUACGAGAGGACGAGCGCAGGAAAAGGAACAUGCUGUGUGACGUCCUGCAGUACAUUUACGACGCUCGUGCGUGCCAGCAGUGGCUCCACAAACAGGCUGCCAUUGAUGCAGGAAUCACCCCUGUGGUCACCACUAUCACUACCUCAGGCAGAAGAAGCGCACCUCCUCUCAACCUAACAGGACUGCCUGGCACCGAGAAACUCAACGAGAGAGAAAAAGAGUUAUGUCAGGUGGUUCGUCUGGUGCCUGGGGCGUAUCUGGAGUACAAACAGGCCCUUCUGAACGAGUGCCGGCGGCAGGGGGGUCUACGGCUGGCACAGGCCCGAUCGCUCAUCAAGAUAGAUGUCAACAAGACACGCAAAAUCUACGAUUUCCUUAUCAAAGAGGGCUACAUCAAUAAGGCUUAGUGUUGAUUGAACUGCUGCAAGGACAUCUGAUAGAUGAAGACUCAUACUCGUUGUGGAUCAUUCAUGUUGAGAAUGAGCAAUGAGAGGUGACAGGUUUUAAGUACACUGGUUUAAUGUACUUUAUUUGAAGUCAUUGAUUCCUUACAGAUCUGCACCUGUUUGUUUUUGAAAGACUGACAGGGUGCUCCUGUAAAGCUGUGUUUGUGUAAAAAAAAACUGCUGCUGUUUGUACAGGUGAGAAUCUCACACUGUAAUAUUAAAAGUCAUUUUAUUUGUCUACAUGCCCUUAAAAUGGUCGAUUAACUUUUGAACUCUGGAAUUGUUAGAUGAAUAUCACAAGGUCUUUGAAGAACAUUUA